Molecule: messenger RNA, 1002 nt
Organism: Acaulospora morrowiae
Lineage: Eukaryota; Fungi; Glomeromycota; Glomeromycetes; Diversisporales; Acaulosporaceae
Source: the annotation of a GenBank genome assembly
AUGACAAAACUUCGACAUUACAUACCCGCCAAUUCCUACAGUCGCAGUUCUUUCUUUGAUAUUCGAAAUGGAAAACCCAUCGAUCCUCUUCGAUUCCAUUACACCCGCAGGUCGAUUUCCCCGUAUGCGAUUAUCAAUUUGAAUAUCUUAAAUUUUUUCAGCCAAUAUUUCAGUAGAAAAAUGGAUAAGAUGAUUCUUGAUCUGAACGUGCUUGAAAGCGACGACCACGAUUCCUCUGAUCCUAGCUGUAAAGGUUUUUGUCUCGCUUACAAUGCGCCGAAUUUUCUUAAACUGAGUAGUUACACACUUUCGGGAAAAAGUAGUCGUGGUGCUUCCAGACUGCGCGGUAGAAGUGGUAAUAAUCGCGACAAUGCUAUCUUCUUCGAUAUUUUCUCAACAUUUUUAAGUCCGCAUUCAAUAAACGAUGCAAGGCGAUCUGGAAUGAUCGAUGAUAUUAGAAAUUUUGGAACCAAAGAGAAAUUAGUUAACUUGUUACAACAAAAUAGAGAAUUGAUCACUCUGUUUCAGGAGCGCUUGGGAAAGGAAAAAGAGACCCCAAGUAUUCAGGAGAAUAGUGAGUUGUCCGCUUUAUUUCAAGAACUCGAUGGAGACACCAAUUUUUUUAGGACCUCCGAGGUUCACCUGAGAAUUUCGACAUCAUAUUUUGCAGAGCACAAACGAGCAUUGGGAUAUGACGGUACUUGUAAUAUGGCAAGUUAUGUUGAAGAAUACGAAAUCAAUAAACAUAUUCACGCGAUUCUCUGCUCAUUUUGUUUGAAAAUGCUUACCGGAUCGAUCGCAUCUCUCGAACCACCAAAUUUUUGUAACUCUGGAAACUUCAUACCAUUUCACCACCAAGGAUGCGACCUUUUGGAUCAUGCGAAAAGAAGAAUUGAUGAUGUUGACGUAGAUAUGGUUAAUGAACAGGUGAAGAGAAAGCGAAUUGAUCAUUGCAAGUACUGCGAUGUUGGAAAUAUCUAUUAUGAAAAGAUUGCAUAUUAA